Heterostelium album PN500 is the source of this 600-nucleotide messenger RNA. RefSeq lists its product as uncharacterized. NCBI's taxonomy places the organism in Eukaryota, Evosea, Eumycetozoa, Acytosteliales, Acytosteliaceae. The record is from RefSeq and is a predicted model, not a curated record. The transcript has 3 exons. The coding region runs from base 1 to 600 and encodes 199 amino acids.
AUGUUAUAUGAAGCAUUUUAUGAUGUUCUAAAUCCAUCUGGUCUUUUAUUCAAAAAGAUUGUUCCAGACAAUACAAUUGAAGAUUUCUUGAAUGGUCAUGAAGGAAAGGUUUAUGGUGUUCUAACUGGAUAUUUACACAUGGAUAAUUCAAUGAAAGUUAAAUUCGGAUUUGAAGGAAAGAAUCUUGGAUUCUCUUUGAGGAUCAAUGGUUUAGAAGUUUUAGGAGAUUUCAAAGAAGAAUUGAUCGAUUUCAAAGGUGGAUUCUCACUUGAUGGAUCAAUUGAAACAGCAAGAGAUCAAUCACAAUCAUCAACAAAAAAUGUAUUUGUGACAGAACUUAAUUGUACAACAACAUAUAUUGAAAUGGAUGAAAAAAGAAUAAAAUUCCAUCCAAUGUUCUUGAAAGAUCUUGCAACAAUCGAACAAAAAUCAGAUCUUUUGAAAAUAUUUGAUAAAUAUGGAACAUAUUAUUAUUCAAGUGCAUAUAUGGGUGGAAAGUUGGUUCAAAUUUCAACAACCUCUGAAAGUAUUGACACUGAUGAAAAGAAAAGUAAAUGGAGUAUUGCUGCUGAAUUAACAUUUGGUGCCUCUGCAAAGUAA